GGGACCGGGACCCAAGACACAGGUGAGAUGCUUUCACUUCCCCGGGAAGUGGGUGAGAUCUGAGAGUCUGGGAGCUGUUUGACGGCUGCACUUUUAUUUUCUGCGAGAGGAAGGAGCGCCGAAAGUGUGUUUUCAGAAAGCAGAUAAAGUCGCACAGAUUCAUUCUGCUGCGGGACUAUGUGGAGGGAGUCGAUAAUGGAUGUUUUCUGAUCGGGGUCUCAAACACAAACAAAACACUGCAGUUUCAUUUUCAAUUCAACAUUUUCUACUGCUUCUGUCAAGUGGAUACAUAUUCUCCUGUCGAAGGGAGCGACCUUGCAGUCUGUUGUAAUUUUGGAUGCACCGAUGAGAGACCGAGUUUUCACGGGGACUGCGAUGGCUUACCAACCUUUCCACCCUCAUCGGCCGGCAGAUUUUCCCGUGUCAGCCUUCCUAUCGGCCGCUCAGCCAUCCUUCUUCCCGGCACUGACGCUGCCUACGGGCUCCCUGGGCAAACCGAUAGCGGAACAAGCUUUUGCUGCAGCCGCGGAAGCCGGGCUUAACACGCUGGGUCAUCACCAGCAGGCGGCUCAUCUGCGCAGCCUUAAAAGCUUCGAGUCGGCGGGGGAGGAAGCCGAGGACGACCCAAAAGUAACAUUAGAAGCUAAGGAGCUUUGGGACCAGUUUCACAAAAUAGGGACCGAAAUGGUCAUUACCAAGUCUGGAAGGAGGAUGUUCCCGCCCUUUAAGGUCCGCGUUAAUGGUCUCGACAAAAAAGCCAAGUACAUCUUACUGAUGGAUAUAAUGGCUGCGGACGACUGUCGCUACAAGUUCCACAAUUCCCGCUGGAUGGUAGCCGGGAAGGCCGACCCGGAGAUGCCCAAGCGGAUGUACAUCCACCCGGACAGCCCGGCCUCCGGCGAGCAGUGGAUGGCCAAGCCCGUCACCUUCCAUAAACUCAAGCUCACCAAUAAUAUUUCUGACAAACAUGGGUUUACCAUCCUGAACUCCAUGCAUAAAUACCAGCCGCGCUUCCACAUAGUGAGAGCCAACGACAUCCUGAAGCUCCCCUACUGCACUUUCCGGACCUACGUUUUCCCAGAGACAGAGUUCAUCGCCGUCACCGCCUACCAGAACGACAAGAUCACUCAGUUGAAAAUUGAUAACAACCCCUUCGCUAAAGGCUUCAGAGACACGGGGAACGGGAGGAGAGAAAAGAGAAAGCAGUUGACUCUGGCGCCACCGCGAGCAUUUGCGGAUCUGGACGGCGGGGAGUCGGACGCUUCCUCCUGCGACCCAGGGGCCGGUGGGGACUCGCCGCCCGGCCACGGGACGACUCGCUCCCAGAGAGAUGCUAGGACCCACAAAGACAGUGACGAGGAACCAGACCACCUGGAGAAUCCCUCUGUCAGACCAAGCAGCCCCGGGACCCGGAGCCCCCCAUCCGGGCCACGGUCAGAAGGUAGGGCCAACCCCAGUAAGAAGGGAGACCCAGGAAACCCCAGCGACCUCACGCAGCAGAAAGACCAGUCGGACAGCAGGUGCAGGAACAGGGCGGAUCACGGGACCCUGGGGAGUAGCGAGGGCGGCUCCUGCCCAGUGCUGCUUCAGAUGGAUGGCCCCUCCCACCUGAGCACCGCCCACCUGCAGGCCCUGGCCUUUUCCAGCCUGUCUGGCCAAUCACUGUACGGCCCUCAGCCCCUGUUCCUGCCCCCAGGGCAGCUGGCCGUGACUCCCGGUGGCUUGUCCGCUAUGAGCAUGGGGCAGCUGCUGGCAUCCGUCUCUGGGCUGGCAGGCCUGGGGGGCAGCGCGCUGUCGGGGGGGCCCUGCGGAUUCCCGUGGCAGCUCUCACAGGGCAUCCCUCUUCCGGCCUUGGGGGCACUGUUCUCCCACCCCUACGCCUACAUGGCGGCCCCCCUCUCACGCAGCCCGCUGUUGGGCGCCGCCCGGUCCUGCCUGCACUACAGCCCCUACCCGGUUCCUGGUGCCCUGUGCCAGGGCACUGGCACGCUCGCUCGGACUGCGCCAGCCAGCCGGGAUACGAGUCCAGUGGCCCCGCCCACUCCUGAGCGCCAUGCAGUGACCCACAGGGGCAAAACCUUAUUAAAGGACCCCAUUAACGAGCUGCAGAGCAUCCAAAAGCUCGUCAGCGGCCUGGAGGGGCAGAGGACCGCCUCCCCAAAGUGACAGCUGCGCCUCCCGCAAGCCAGGUCAGGAACAUCCAGUUCACUGGGAUGCAGUUCUGCAUAGGAAUGGGCAUCCACACCUCACUGGGCUGAACAGCAGACAGGAACUUCCUAAACGGCUGCCUGACAGAAGUGGACGGCUGCCUGACAGAAGUGGACGGCUGCCUGACAGAAGUGGACGGCUGCCUGACAGAAGUGGACGGCUGCCUGACAGAAGCCCCACGGGCUAUUUUCUGCGCAUGAGUCUCACUGAGGCUCAUAGGAGAUCCGAGGUAGGGGACUCGCGCGUGCCGAGAAGUCGAGCGUGACGGCAGAAUGAAGCGGCUAACUUUCACCUCCUUCUGAGACGGGCGUUCACCGUACACCAGAGCACCGAGGCCGUCGGGAGAUACGGACUGGCAAGGUACUUAGGCCGAGGAACGAUCAGCCGGCUUCAUGGAUGCCCGAAUUUGACUCAUUUAUGUAGUUAAAUAGAAUCAUUUAUGUAAAUUCGCCGCAUGCAGACUGAUAAUAAUUUAUUUAACGAUGUACAUUGGCUUGUACGUAAUGUUUUUGAUUAGAUCUGACCUCACGCUGCAACGACGGGGUGAGUUCAGGUAUUUCACAGUCAUCCCAUUGCUGAAGAAAAAAAAUGUUUCUAAUCGACCAUCUUCAUGCUGGUUACUUCAACACUACUUCCUUGCCCUCACGUUUUCGGACACUCAAUAAAAAAACAAAUUGUUAAUUGUUAGUUACACAUGUUAUAUAUUUAUAUUAUAAGUUCUUUUAUCAUUUCAAUAGGAUUUGUUUGCAUUGGGGUUUUUUACUUUUGCUUUUGUACUUUUUAUAUUAUUAUAUAAUGACAUUGACAGUACGGGCAGGUGCUGAACCAUUUAUUUUGUUAAAGAUGCACGGAAUUGUAUUGUACAGUUAUUAUGAUUUUAAUUGCCCUCAUUUGAUGUUUAUUUUUAUAUACAACAUUAUCUGCAAUAUAAAAUAUUCAGGAAGGU
Molecule: messenger RNA, 3154 nt
Organism: Brienomyrus brachyistius
Lineage: Eukaryota; Metazoa; Chordata; Actinopteri; Osteoglossiformes; Mormyridae
Product: T-box transcription factor TBX2-like
Exons: 7
Coding region: 346-2166 (606 amino acids)
Biological process (GO): regulation of transcription by RNA polymerase II; cell fate specification; positive regulation of DNA-templated transcription
Cellular component (GO): nucleus
Molecular function (GO): DNA-binding transcription factor activity, RNA polymerase II-specific; RNA polymerase II cis-regulatory region sequence-specific DNA binding
Source: RefSeq, a predicted model, not a curated record